ACGAAAGAUAAAGAAUCGUACGUUCUUCGGUCGAUUAUAUAAGAAAAAUUAUCGAAGGUCUAUAUUACAGCCGAUUCUAAGAGAAAAGAUCACUUUAAAGUAGUCCGCGUAACUCGUCGGUAAUACCAAGGUCGAAGUCUUUCGUUCGUGCGGUCGUUGUAUCUGAAACGAUCGAUCAACGACUACCGAAGACUGCCUAUCGAAUCGGAGCUGUGCUACCAGAGGCAGAAGAAGAACACGAGAGAGAGAGAGAGAGAGAGAGAGAGAGAAAGAGAGAGAGAGAGAGAGAGAGAGAGAACGAGAGACAGAGACAAAGACAGAAAAUGGCCCCCACUCAUCGCGAGGAAGAAAUAGAGGGGCGCUCGUAUAAAGAGUAUGCUUACAGCCCUGUACCAGCGAGUUCCUCCUCGGCUGUGUACGAAACAACCACCACUACCCUUGUUAAAGAACCCUACGUUAUAUCUACUAAUAACGGAGAAGAGUUUAAAAAAUCUACAUUUGGAAUCGUUACGAGCAAGUGCAGUGCUGCCGAAAUGGGUGAAAAAGGAUCUACUCUGUUGCAGUAUAUUGCUGCAGCUGCAGCCAAUCUCAGUAUAAUGGCGACAGGAGCGAUGUUGGGCUGGACCAGUCCGAUAUUAGGUAGACUUAUGGUGAAAUCCGAUGACAAUCCUUUGGAAACUCCCAUUACCGCAGAUGAAUCAUCCUGGAUCGGAUCGUUGGUAGCCAUUGGUGCUGCUGUUGGAAGUUUCGCGGCUGGAUAUUCCGCUGAAAGAUUUGGCCGAAAAUACACUCUAUUAUUUUGUGUCGUACCUUAUUUGAUCGGUUGGGCGUUGAUAGCUACGGCACACAAUGUAGCUCAGUUUUACGUUGCUCGAUUGAUAUUUGGAGUUGCCUUGUCCUUCGCCUUCACUGUCGUACCUAUGUACGUGGGAGAGAUCGCAGAGACAUCCAUCAGAGGAGCAUUGGGAUCCUUUCUUCAAUUAUUCAUCACGUUUGGAUUGCUCUAUUCUUACGUCAUCGGUCCGUACGUUUCUUACACGGUCUUUUGGAUCCUCUGUGCUUGUCUACCGGUCAUCUUCUUCGUUUUAUUUCUACUAAUGCCAGAAUCACCUUACUAUCUAAUCUCCAAGGGUAACAGAGAAGCUGCCGUUACUGCGUUAGCCAAAUUACGCAGCAAGAGCGAAAUGGCUGUACAGCAAGAGGCAGACGACAUACGGGAUGCCCUCGAGGAAUCAAUGAAAACGCAAACCAAGAUUUCGGAUCUAUUCACCGUCAAGGCAAAUUUUAAGGCCCUCAUAUUCACCUGUUUCCUGGCAUCCUUUCAACAGUUGACUGGUAUCAACGUUGUUCUAUUUUACAUGCAAAGUAUCUUCGCCGCAACUGGUAGCACCAUGGAUCCAAACGUGUCUACGAUCAUAGUUGGUUCCGUUCAAGUAGCCGCAUCUUUUGUCACGCCAUUGAUCGUCGACAGAUUGGGCAGACGAUUGCUUCUCAUAACUUCCGGCAUAGGAGAGAUCGUUACUUUGGCUGCUCUGGGUCUUUUCUUUUAUUUAAAAGACGUCAAAGAGGACGUCGAAGUCGUGGAAUCGAUCUCGUGGCUUCCGGUGGUUUCGCUCGUCAUCUUUAUCGCCACUUAUUGCAUCGGUUGGGGACCUCUUCCAUGGGCAGUGAUGGGCGAGAUGUUCGCCUCUGACGUAAAGUCGAAAGCUUCCGGUAUUACAGUCUCCAUGUGCUGGUUCUUGGCUUUCUUCAUUACGAAAUUCUCGAGCAACAUCACCGAGGCCUUCGGCAAUCACACGACCUAUUGGAUGUUCGCCGUCUUCUGUGUUAUCAGUGUUCUAUUCACCAUAUUUGUACUACCUGAAACCAAGGGCAAGAGUUUGCAACAGAUUCAGGACGAGUUGAACGGCGUGAAACCGUCGAUGUCCGAAUUCAGUCAUUCUGUUUUACCUACCAAACAAUGAAGAUAUCUUUCAGGGUCGGAGAUGGUUCGUAUUUUAAAUGACGAUCAUUGUCCUAGCACGAGUUAUUACGGGUCAUUCGUUAAUAAAGAAGACGCGUAGCAUUAUGAUUGUCUUUCUUCGGCCCUGGCCACAAGAUUCGAUGACUUUUGGUCCUCGACAUAAGUGGCGCUUCGGGAAACACGACGAACCAACAAUUUUCUUUUUUUUUUUUUCUUUUUUUUUUUUUAUCAGUAUUGGACAGGAAGGACGUUUUACACAACCCUUUUGUCCUCGACGUCGUAUCGUAUGAGAUCUUCCCGAACAUUCCCAAGGGAAACGUGUAUCUCUGAGAUCCUAAGAUCGUAAUGAUUGUGUUCCGUGUCGAGUUGUCCGUGAUAAAAUAGAUAUAAACUCUUCUUUUCUCUUCUUCAUUUUAUAAUAACUCGUAAGAAUACUAUAAGCGCAAAACACUAUAUUUUUUUAAUGAUAUUUUAGCGAAGAACUUUUGAAAACGUCGACGAUGACGGCGACUAAGAGAGAGAGAGAGAGAGAGAGAGAGAGAGAGAGAGAGAGAGAGAAUGCGUGUAUAUUCCCUUCGCGAGUAUGAGAACUCGUCCGUGUCACAUUUGUUUCCUUUCUUCUUUUUCCUUUUCUUUUCUUUAUUAUUAGAUUGAAUGAUGUAUUAAUUUAAAUAAUAGAAUAGCUUUUUAUUCGGAUUCCAAGCUAUACUACGUAUGUAAGUUUCUUUAGCGUGAAUCGAGCCUGAUGCAAGUCGAACUGGGAAACCGGACUGAAGCUCAAUCGACUACUACUAAUAUUAUUAUUACUAUUACAGCUCCGCUCGUUUCUUCGAUAUAAACGUCAUGAAUAUUC
Molecule: messenger RNA, 2816 nt
Organism: Vespa velutina
Lineage: Eukaryota; Metazoa; Arthropoda; Insecta; Hymenoptera; Vespidae
Product: facilitated trehalose transporter Tret1-like
Exons: 7
Coding region: 324-1964 (546 amino acids)
Biological process (GO): transmembrane transport; carbohydrate transport
Cellular component (GO): membrane
Molecular function (GO): sugar transmembrane transporter activity
Source: RefSeq, a predicted model, not a curated record